Messenger RNA from Folsomia candida, 1862 nucleotides. Its product is annotated as dynamin. Gene Ontology annotation, cellular component: membrane; cytoplasm; microtubule. The record is from RefSeq and is a predicted model, not a curated record. NCBI's taxonomy places the organism in Eukaryota, Metazoa, Arthropoda, Collembola, Entomobryomorpha, Isotomidae. Gene Ontology annotation, molecular function: GTP binding; GTPase activity; microtubule binding. The coding region runs from base 1 to 1785 and encodes 594 amino acids. The transcript has 8 exons.
AUGGAGGAUUUAGUUCCAUUCAUUUCGAAUAUAAAGGAAGUAUUUGCUCGUUGUGACAAGGAAUUUGCGUUUGAUCUGCCACAAAUUGCUCUCGUGGGUGGGAAAGGGACCGGAAAGUCCAGCCUACUUGAAACUCUGGUCGGGAAAAACUUCCUCCCCCGUGGCGCGACAAGGGCUCCACUCGUUUUGAAUUUGCAGAAUUCCAAUUGUCUCGAGCAUGGAAUUUUUCUGCAUCGACCUGGGGAAAAGAUACACGAUUUUGCUCGGAUUAGAGAAGAAAUUGCCAACCAGACAGUUUUUCUCGCAGGAAUUGUCGGCGCCAGGUUAGCCGGCCAACCUCAUGAUUUUGUGGAACAGGUAAAAUCCACAAUACUGAAGUAUAUCUCGAAGGCAGGAACUAUUAUUCUCGCCGUUAGCGAUGGGACUGAGGGCUUGGCCAUGUCUCAGUCACUUGAGCUGGCAAAAAUGGUGGACCCGAAAGGAGAAAGAAGAAUUGGUGUCAUUAUCAAGCUUGACCUCUCCCAACAUAUCGCGAUGGCUGAGUUGGACAAUAGGGUUGUCCCUUUGAAGUUGGGCCAUGUCGGGGUGGUUCUUCGCUCAGAAGCCGAUAUUAACAAUGGGGUGACGAUAGAAGAGGCCCGCGAGAAGGAAGAACUUUUCUUUGAGGAACGCAGUGAAUUUGACCACCUGGCCGGGAAACGUGGAACGCGCUAUUUAUCCUCGGUCAUGGACGAAUUGGUAAAGUCGCAAAUCUUUUCUCGCUUAGCAGGAGUAAAGGCCGAGAUGGUGCGAGGGCUUAAGGAGGCAACGUGCAGAAUUGAGGAACUUACUCCACUCUAUAGUGCUUCACACCAGCGAAAAAAGAUUUACAAGUUAAUGGACAAUAUCAGAAACUCCAUCAUCGUCGACCUGACUGGAAAUUCUUCUACACUUUUCCCAACUACUACUGGUUGCAGUUCAGGGUCUAAAAUUGCCCAAACCGUGGCACACCAUAAAGAAAAAUUGAGCUCUGAAAUCUGUCAUAUUAGUGAGGAAACUAUUGGAUACGCCAUUGUGAACUCGGCUGGGGUGCAUUCCCUCCAUUACAAUCUAAACUCUGCGCUUGAAAAAGUCGUACAUGACGAGCUUGAGAAGCUCGUGGAACCCACGACCGCGGUCAUUGAUGAAGCUAAACUGCUGAUGGUUAACUGCUGUAAUUUGGCGAGCGCGAAAAUUGCUGAUUACCCCGUACUAAUGGCAAUGAUUCAAUCAAAACUGGAACAAAGUGUGGAGACACAAGCCAAGAAAUGCAAGAACCUGAUGGCUGCUAUGAUUAAAUGUCAUCAGGUAUUCCUUGAUCCAGAUGUCGUGUCCGAUGCCUCCCCAGCUCAUAAGGCGAUCCAUAAUAAGGGCUCGAAGGUAUUCUCUCCGGUCAGUAAACUUUUGGGGGGCCCCUCGGUUUCUUUGGACCAGCAAAAAUCAAACACGAAUGACUCCAAUCCGAUAGAGAAGAAUUUGCAGGAGAAAAUCCAGAGUGUAAAGAAUUUCGCCGUUCGGCAUGUAACUGCUUCCCGGUCAGUAAUUCUUGCCAUGUUGCCGGCAACUAUUAAUCUUCAAAUGGUGGUGAAAAUCUUACAAGAAAUACUGCCCAACUUAAUUGCUGAGAGUCAUGAUGAAAUUGAGGAAUUCAUUUUGGAGAAUAUGCCGGAUGCUGACGACCUUUCAAGAUAUCAAAUGCUUCAGCAGACCUGCAUGCAAUCCAUUGAACACAUUUCUAACCUGCAAGCUGCCCACCGUAGCAAGUAAUUGGGGUCACUUCGGUGUUAAUGUCAGCGUCAUUUUUCUUUUGUAAAUCUGACCCCAUUAUUAUUUUAGCUUUUUAA